AUGGGGAUGGUGGUAAAAACUGCAUGCAGUGUCCUGGUCUGGGUGACCUGUCUGCUCCUGACAUUCCCUGCCACAGUCACUGGGUCCAAAGUCACUCAGCCUGAAGUAGACACCCCCCUGGGUCGUGUGCGAGGCCGGCAGGUGAGUGUGAAGGAUACAGACCGCCUUGUGAAUGUCUUCCUGAGUAUCCCGUUUGCUCAAGCACCACUGGGGCCUCUCCGGUUUGCAGCCCCACACCCAGUAGAGCCAUGGGAGGGUGUGCGGGAUGCCAGAAUGAAUCCCCCCAUGUGCCUGCAGGACGUGGAGAGAAUGAAUCAUGGCAGAUUUACACUCAAUGGAAAACAUCAGAUCUUCCUUACUUCUGAGGACUGCUUGUUCCUUAACAUCUACAGCCCAGCUGAGGCCACCGCAGGGGCACAGAAGCCGGUCAUGGUAUGGAUCCAUGGAGGCGCUAUGAAGGUUGGUUCUGCCACCUCCCAGGAUGGAUCAGCCCUGGCUGCCUAUGGGGAUGUAGUAGUGGUCACAGUUCAGUAUCGCCUCGGGACUCUUGGCUCCUUCAGUACUGGGGACAAGUUUAUUCCUGGCAACCAGGGUUUCAUAGAUGUGAUGGCUGCUCUACGCUGGGUGCAGGGGAACAUUGCCUCCUUCGGGGGUGAUCCCAACUGCGUCACCAUCUUUGGAGGGUCUGCUGGUGGCGUCAUCGUCUCUUCAUUGGUCCUGUCUCCGAUGGCUUCAGGGCUGUUCCACAGAGCCAUAUCCCAGAGUGGGGUCAUCACCAUCCCAGGGAUACUGGAAUCUAACCCAUGGCCCAAAGUUCAGAGCUUUGCAGACUCCCUGGCCUGCAGUUCCGACUCCCCGGCUGAGCUGGUACAGUGUCUUCGGCAGAAGGACGGAGAGGAGCUAAUCCGUACCAAGAUGGGGGAUACAAUGACCAACACCUAUACCAUCGAUGGUUCCUUCUUUCCCAAACAUCCCCAGCAAUUACUAAUGGAGAGACAAUUCCACCCCGUGCCCUUCCUCCUGGGUGUCAACAAUCACGAGUUCAGCUGGCUCCUUCCCAAAGCCUGGGGUCUUUGGGAUAAGAUGAAAGACAUGAGCAAGGAGGACAUGCUGGUCAUCAUGAAACCCUUCUUAUCCAGUCUGGACGUGCCCCCUGAGAUGAUGUCCACUGUCAUAGAUGAAUAUCUAGACAGUGGCUCAGAUGCACAAGCCAGAUGCCACGCCUUUCAGGAAGUGAUGGGUGAUAUCUUAUUCAACAUUGCCACCUUGAAUUUCUCAAGAAACCUUAAAGAGGCUGGGGCCCCUGUCUUUUUCUAUGAGUUCCAGCAUACACCCAGUUGUUUUGCGAAGAUCAAGCCAGCCUGGGUGAAGGCCGACCACGGGGCUGAGAGUUCUUUCAUAUUCGGGGGUCCUUUCCUCAUGGAUGAGAGCUCCCUCCUGGCCUUUCCGGAAGCCACAGAGGAGGAGAAGCAGCUGAGCCUCACCAUGAUAGCCCAGUGGACCCACUUUGCCCGGACAGGGAACCCCAAUGGCAAAGGACUGCCUCCUUGGCCCCAAUUUGACCAGCUGGAGCAAUACCUGGAAAUUAACCUGGUACCACAGAUCAAACAGAAGCCAAAGGCAGCCCGGAUGCAAUUCUGGACAGAGACACUCCCCAGCAAGAUCCAACAGUGGCACCAACAGCAGAAGAGCAGAAAGGCCACAGAAGAGCUCUGA
This is a messenger RNA of Castor canadensis (American beaver), 1716 nucleotides long. RefSeq names its product carboxylesterase 3 (gene Ces3). The record is from RefSeq and is a predicted model, not a curated record. Lineage: Eukaryota; Metazoa; Chordata; Mammalia; Rodentia; Castoridae.